UAGGAGCCAGCAGUGCUCUUCGUUUAAUGUGAACGGUGUCCUUUAGGACCCUGCAGACUCCGAGGUGACCGUGGACGCUGUUCAGCUUGCCUGCGCUCCUCGUGUUUUGUCUCUCAGAGGAGUCUCCGGUGUCACCGUGUCGCCAUCCUAACGGAUUUUAGGUGCACAAGCUGAGACGGAGCGGCUGCCCUGAUGCUUCGGGGCUUCGUCUCGGCCGUAAACGGACUCCGGUUUGGAUUUGAGGGAGGUGCGGAUCCGCCGGCGGCAUGAACGACAGGUACCACCGAGCCGCUCGGGACGGCUACCUGGACCUGCUGAAGGAGGCCACCAGGAAAGAGCUGAACGCGCCGGACGAGGAUGGCAUGACCCCGACGCUGUGGGCCGCCUACCACGGCAACUUGGAGGCGCUGCGCCUAAUCGUCGGCAGAGGGGGUGAUCCGGAUAAGUGUGACAUAUGGGGCAACACUCCGCUGCAUCUGGCAGCUGCCAAUGGCCAUCUGAAUUGCCUCUCCUUCUUGGUGUCGUUUGGGGCCAACGUCUGGUGCUUGGACAAUGACUACCACACCCCCUUGGACAUGGCGGCCAUGAAGAGCCACAUGGAGUGUGUCCGCUACUUGGACUCCAUCGCCGCAAAACAGACAGCUUUGAACCCCAAACUGGUCAGCAAGCUCAAGGACCGUGCCUUCCGCGAGGCAGAACGGCGCAUCAAGGAGUGCGUCAAGCUCCAGCGUAAGCACCACGAGCGCAUGGAGAAGAAGUACCUGAAGGAGGCAUCUGAAGCCUCGGAUAUCAUGAGCCUGUCGAGCUUCUCCAGCAGCACCCUGAGCCGCAAGCUGCACCACCUGACAGUGUCCAACAUGUCCAUGCCAUACUCCCAGGCCACUCUUCACGCCACCGCCAAGGGGAAAACCAAAAUCCAGAAAAAGCUGGAGAGGAAGAAGCAGGUGGACGGCACGUUCAAGAUCUACGAGGACGGCCGUAAGAGCGUGCGCUCGCUCUCGGGACUGCAGCUGGGCAACGACGUCAUGUUUGUGAAGCAAGGGACUUACGCAAGCCCCAAAGAGCGGACGCGGAGGAACAUUAGGGACAUGUUCCCGGCGGACGAAGAUGCGGUUUCUCGUGCCAUAAGUGACCCCGGUCUGAAUCACGACUCUGCCUACUCCGAAAUCAGCACCGACUCGGGUCACGACUCUCUUUUUAACCGGCCCGGCUUGGGUACCAUGGUGUUUCGUCGGAACUAUGUUAGCGGCGGGUUAUUCGGUAUUGGCCGGGAUGAUGCCAGUAUGCUAGACAGUGAUCUGCCUGGUAGGACUGCCAACGUCCGUCUCCGCAGCCGGCUCCAGCGCUCACCCAGCCUCAACGACAGCAUUGGCAGUGCCACCAGCUUGCAAGAGCGUAACCUGGAAGAGCUUCCUUGGGAGGAAGAGGAUCUGGGCCUGUAUGAUGACGACGAGCCCGACACGAGUCCCUUAGAGACGUUCCUGGCCACCCAUGGCAUGUCUGAGUUCAUCCAGAUCUUUAAAAAGGAGAAGAUUGACCUGGAAGCGUUGAUGCUCUGCACAGAUCACGACCUCAAAAGCAUUAACAUCCCCUUGGGCCCCCGCAAGAAGAUGCUGGAUGCCUGCAAGAGGAGGCGGGAAACACUGGAGGGGCCUGAGGCGAUUGAGGACACUGACCUGUGAGGGGAUGACACAAGGUGGCUGUGCAAUUAUGUGAAGGAAUGUCACAAAGGUGGUGGGUGGGACAUCUUCUUGGUAUUUGUAAUCAAGCAGCCUUGUCCAGCACCCACAAUUUAGGCCACUGUUUUGGAACGACCCCUCAAAGUGUUUAGCAAUUCAUCCAACUAAGUAGGUAGAGAGACCGAUUCCAAAUGGCACAGCGGGCAAAGUCUGAGCAUCUGCCAAAGCAUGAGGCAGAUCUCAGUUCAGUCGUACGUCACUACAUGUAUGGUUGAAAGGUACACGGGCCCUUUCGGAAUUAAACUUGGGUCCUGGCAUGACUGCCGGUAUGGGGUCCCUGGGGCUCACCCAGCAUUGCCCCCCCCCUGCCCCCCCAUGUGAUUCCAAGCCACAUUGCAACCACCUUCACCCUCU
Erpetoichthys calabaricus (reedfish) is the source of this 2093-nucleotide messenger RNA. RefSeq names its product pre-mRNA splicing regulator USH1G. Gene Ontology annotation, biological process: sensory perception of light stimulus; equilibrioception; sensory perception of sound. The transcript is spliced from 2 exons. Bases 267 to 1682 code for a protein of 471 amino acids. Gene Ontology annotation, molecular function: protein binding. NCBI's taxonomy places the organism in Eukaryota, Metazoa, Chordata, Cladistia, Polypteriformes, Polypteridae. The record is from RefSeq and is a predicted model, not a curated record.